Gongylonema pulchrum is the source of this 981-nucleotide messenger RNA. The record is from the annotation of a GenBank genome assembly. Lineage: Eukaryota; Metazoa; Nematoda; Chromadorea; Rhabditida; Gongylonematidae.
UUGAACUCAGAAAGAGGAAAACAUGAGAAUUUUCUCGGCUCCAGAAUUUUCUUCCAUAUUCCUACUACUGAUUUCAGCAUUCGUGAUACGAUAUCAAACGGUACAGCGAAGUUUUUCGGAGUACCUCCGCCAGAGGACCGGCAGUCUCCAUCGGUUGGUUCUGCUGCCGAUCCUAAAUGGAGCUCCCGUCGAUUGCGCUAUAUCUGUAAACCACUGGACGAUCUAAUUGAUAUUCCAUCGCCAUCGAAAAGCAUAACACCGCAGGAUGAAGUGAAUGCCACUGAAUUUACAGUAAAUUUUUCGAAAACUUAUUUCGCCAAAUUUUCGCUAAAUUAUUACCAAAAUGCUGUAGUUGAUGUUAUCCAAAAUGCACAUUUCCCUGGAAACCCUAAUCCGGUGAAAUCUCAUCAGGUACCACGAAGCAAAUCUAUUGAAAGUCGUAACAGCCGAAUACAUCCACACCUGGAGCGCCGUGAUAGUGUUAUGAAAAUGGCUUAUGAAAGGUUUUCGACAAUUAUCCAAUGGGGGACAUUUCGGCCGAAAAAAGCCGGUGGCGUGAAACGUGGUCGAUCAUCGUCCAGUAGUUUUUCACCAUUUUCUAUCCAACAAACAGGCAAUGUUACACAGAUCAAAAUAGGACCAACAGUAUUGGAUAAUGAUCUAGAACGCGAAGCCACGCGGGUUCCAGUAAGCAGUGGUAUCGCUGGUGGUCGUAUAUCAUCAAAAGAUAGGGCUUCGUUACCGCUGACGAUGUCCAGUUCAGAGUCGUUGCAGGACGAAGUAUUUUUCGAUGUUACGCCAACCUCUGUGGCACCUUUUAGCAUUUCCUCCGUGGAACGAGGAACCAACGUAUUGCUAGGCGAGCAACAAGCUUACCCUAUAUAUGUGCAUCGUUUCGGGCCACCGCGUACUUCCAGAAGAUUACCAGUAGCAACAACCACGAUGAAAGAUGAGGUGUGGCGCUGUUUAUACGCCUUUUAA